This is a messenger RNA of Cryptomeria japonica (Japanese cedar), 1684 nucleotides long. Its product is annotated as WAT1-related protein At5g47470. Bases 182 to 1306 code for a protein of 374 amino acids. Gene Ontology annotation, molecular function: transmembrane transporter activity. The transcript has 7 exons. Gene Ontology annotation, cellular component: plasma membrane. Lineage: Eukaryota; Viridiplantae; Streptophyta; Pinopsida; Cupressales; Cupressaceae. The record is from RefSeq and is a predicted model, not a curated record.
UGAGAAUGAAUAAUCUGCAACUAUUUGUCUAGCUCUUGAAACUCUCUCAUCCACAAAAUUUUGUCUAGCAAUUCUAGUUUAUACGAUCUAUAUGCAGCUCUACUGAUAAAAAAGAGUUAUUAGUUUUUUUUUUGCAAAUGAUUGGUCUGUGAAUCAUUUUUCCCCCUGGAAGAAGGCAAAAAUGCACUGUAAUGGACGAUCUUGCAUGGGUUUAGAAGAUAUGAGCAUAUAUGCCUCACUGGUGGCCAUUCCAAUGUCCUAUGGUGUGAUUUCUGUUCUUCUGGAGAAUGAAAAAUCAAAGGGCAGAAACCUUUUGCCUCUUGCUGUCGCCUCCUUUGCCUUGGGGGCUUCUAUAUUGUGCCCCCUUGCCUUCUUUCUUGAAAAGAAAAAACGGUCCAAGAUGAGCUUCAGUCUGUUAGCUCAGGUGCUUCUGAUAUCUCUCACUGGAGUUUUAGCACACCAAGCACUGCUGUUAAUGGGGUUGAGUGAAACAUCUUCUGCCUUUACCACUACCAUGGAAAACUUGGUACCUGCAAUCAUUUUUGUCAUGGCAUGGGCUUUGGGAUUGGAGAAAGUAGACAUUAGAAGUGUUCACAGCCAAUCCAAAAUUGUGGGCACUGUGAUUUGUGUGAUGGGAGCAAUGGUUAUGAGUUUAAUCACUGGUCCUGCUCUAAUGGAGGACACCAGGCUUUCAAUACCACAUUCCCAGAUCAGCCCAGUUUUUGAAUUUCUACAGGGGAGUUCUGGCAUCAUAAGGAUCAGAGGAUGCUUUUACCUCCUGGGAGCAGUGAUGUGCUUCUCAUGUUCAAUGAUUUUACAGGCCAAAACAUUGAAGAAGUAUCCAGCACCAUUAUCUCUUACAACAAUGACAACCCUUUUUGGCUCUAUGGAAAUUGCUAUCUACAUAAUGAUACUAGACAAUGGCAUUCAUAGAGAAUCAUGGGUUGUAGAUUGGGGUGGACUUGUUAUUAUUAUCUUCGGGGUAAGUGUAAAUAUUGUUCUAAACAGAGCAUUGACUUGCCAUGGCUUGGUGUAUGCGUUGCAAUACUGGUGCAUUGAGAAAAGAGGACCUGUGUUUGUUGCAAUAUUCAACCCAAUCUCUACUGUUUGCUCAACUACAUUGUCAUUCUUCUUCUUGGGGCAUUCCAUGCAUGUGGGAAGUGUAAUUGGUAUAGUGAUGAUUUUUGGAGGUCUAUAUGUCGUUUUAUGGGGCAAAAGUAAAGACAACAUUUGUGACAAACAAGAACAGCCGCACAAUGUUGAAAUUGAUGAAGGAUCACAAGUCAAAGAACCUCUACUGUGUUGAUAAAUGGCUACAUAAGUACCACUUUUUGUUUUCUUGCUUUUGAAAGUUACACAUUUGCUCUCUUUUCAAAGAUAUUUUUCUCUUAAAAACUUGUUAUUAAGUAAAAGAUUGUAUAUAUGUAAUUGAAGGGGAAAUAAUAUGACUCUUAAAUUUUUUUUAACUUGUUACAAAUAAAGUAAUUGUGUAUAUACAACACAAGGAAAAGACUUACAAUGUAUUCAAAGUGCAAUGAACUAGAGAGCUAGCAAACUUUCUUACUCUUUAACGCAUGCUUAUCACCAAAAUCUUGAGACAUUUUGGGAAGUUCACUAACCUCAUAAUUACCAACAACAUCCUCAGUGGUAAGUCAUAAGGUUACAUAACUAGCCACUUCACAAC